Messenger RNA from Cotesia glomerata, 845 nucleotides. RefSeq lists its product as uncharacterized. Bases 16 to 822 code for a protein of 268 amino acids. The record is from RefSeq and is a predicted model, not a curated record. Lineage: Eukaryota; Metazoa; Arthropoda; Insecta; Hymenoptera; Braconidae. The transcript has 6 exons.
AAAUCUUUGUCCUGUAUGAAGAUCUCUUGUGGUCAUGUCAGGUUGCUGCGAAUUUUUAAUCAUUGCAUAUCUAUCAUCAUGAUUUAUAACUUUUCGUUUUUUAUAAUAAUCGUAAUAAUUGCAUCAAUUCAAGCUUUUCCGUAUCAAGAUGUUGAACAACAGAUAGGGUCUAAAAAUGGAUCACAAAUGACAGAAAUCAUUCUGAAUGACCGCUUUGACCUAAAUUUACCAUUGAUCCGAGGUUACAUUAAAAAAAAUGGAAUGGAACCCUUGCAAAUACCUGAUCAUAUUAUAACAUUUACUGAUUUAGGAGUGGGCAAAGUUCACCUGCAAAGAGGCUUGAUACAAAAUCUUGUUAGAAUCAAACGGACUGGAGACGUCAUUCUGCAUUAUAAUAAUAAAUUUCUUUAUUUUGAUUUUGAUCUUGGUUGGGAUAACCUUUAUAUGACCUGUGACUAUACAAUGAGAUACUUACUCUUAACGCGAAAAGGUUCUUUUACUGGAAGUUUUCGAAAUCUCCGAGUACGAGUUUUGGGAACAUUCAAUUUAAACACUCAUUUUCUUAAGCUUGAAUUCUUCAAAAUUGUUGAUGUUGAUGAUUUUACAAUUAGAUUGGAAGGCCACCUGUCAGAUCACUUGAUUAAUGUUCUUACCAAAGUGCUUACGUUAUUCGCCCGAAAUCAAGUCUUACGCAAAAUUGAAUACCAAUCAACAGUACUAAUCAAGAAUAAAAUAAACGAAAUUAAUGAAUUGAAACCAAAUGUUAUCGAUAACAUCAUGUAUUCCGUAUUUGGGAUUUCUAGCAAUGUAACAAUAAUUUAAAUAGCUGGUAAUUAAUUUUAUGU